ACAGAUGUAGAUGAAUGUUCCCGAGGUUUGGACAAUUGCGACAGCAAUUCUGAAUGUAGUAACACUAUUGGCAGUUUUUCGUGCAUAUGCAACCAUGGUUUUACCGGAAAUGGUGUGACUUGCGAUGGUAGGCAAUGCAAUCUUGUUAUUACGGGCAACUCAAUAUUGCAAUCAGCAAUCACUUUGUAUUCUUUUCUUCACUUCUUAUAUUUCUUUGUAGACAUUGAUGAAUGUUCUCUAUCUAUUGACAACUGUCGACAUCAAAGCCGAAGCUGUAUCAACAUUGAUGGAUCUUUUUUGUGUAGUUGCGGUAGUGGAUAUUCUUGGAAUGGGACGGCUUGUGAGGGUAAAAGAUUGCAGUAGGCUACACCACAUAAAAAGCCAAUUUUCAAUAUUUUCAAUAGAUUAAAUACCAUUUCUGAUACACCCUAUAAUAUGAUACAUUUUGAGACAUCCUUCCUGUGGAGUUUCGUUUUGAAGUAUCUUUGCUUUAUCGACAUUAAUUAAUAGACUUUUUUUGAUUUUCAUAAUUUCGCAGGAUUGUAUAAAUAUCUGUUCGCAUGCAGUUCGCCCAGGUAAUGCUAUAUAUAGUAAUAUUGGAUUUUAUUGCCUUCAUUCACUUAUGUAUAUUGCUGUGAAUUUUUACAGGGAUAUCUGUCAGGCUGCAAGGACCAUCAAGUGACACUGGCACUGGCCGUGUUGAAGUCUUUUACGGAGGGCAAUGGGGAACUAUCUGCGAUGAUUAUUGGGAUAGAGAUAAUGCUGCAGUUGUAUGCCGUCAACUUGGUUAUCUAAAUGCUGUUCGAGCUCUCCGUGGCUAUAAUGUUCCUGAUGGUUCUGGAAAGAUUUGGUUAAGGGAUGUACAUUGUAACGGGAAUGAACAAAACUUGACCAGCUGUUUACAUGGCAGAUGGGGAAAUCAUAAUUGCGGACACGAUGACGACGCAGGGGUCGUAUGUUCUUCAACAGGUAAGUUUACGAAAAAUAAAUACUUUAUGCACCAGAAAUAUAUGAGUGUUUCUUUUCUCGAUGUAUACCUUGUGUACAAUAUCUUAAUCCUAUUUGCUCUGGGGGUGUGCACAAUUUGCGCGCCCCUAUAAUUUUGUGUCGGUCGACAUCUGGCAGAAGUGAUUCUAUUUACUUACUUGAGCUUUUAUGACUUUUAAUAUUUUUCUUCUGCGGUCAUGACUGUGAAAAGAAAUUUCAGAAAAUUCAAAGAUGUACGUACUUUUGACGACAUCCGUCAAAGAAGGCGCCAAUGAUAAACAAUGAAAACAAAACUGAGUUGGUCAUUUAUAACAGUAUUUUUAGGCUGAAUCACUUCCAAGGAUAGUUAUAGCUUCCAAGGAUAGUUUACUUCCAAAGAUAGUAAAAAAAAACAUGGUGGCUUAACGUGACGUGACGAGCAAAGUGACCUCUGUUUUAUUUGUGGUUAAAGUAUUCAUUUGUCAGUCUUUGCUAAUUCUCUACUUAUCAAAAUAAAGCUAAAGGUCUGCUCGAAGUUCUUCAACGCAUUUUAGAAUUGGUUUAAAUUAUAAUAGGUUUUGUUUGUGGAAACACCACGUAAAUAAUUAAAUUAAAAUUAUAAUAGGUUUUGUUUGUGUUUGUCCACAAACAAGACCUAUUAUAUUUUAUCACCAUGCAAACAUACAAAGAACUUAUUGGUUUAAAUAAAUCGAAAGAAAUUAUUUUGUAUUUUUUAUUGUAGCCUUAUAUCAUAUUUGUUGUGUCGCUCGCUAUAAUCUGGGUUUUUGGUUUACGCUAACAAUAUCUUUGUUGUCAUAGUUGCUGCUAUUCCUCUGAAACUUUAACAUUGGACUGUUAUGUGUGUUGCUGUUCUCGUGUGUGAAUUUCGUUUCAUUUAGAUGUACUGCAUGUUCGUGAUUUAUUGUCCUUUUUAUUAUUUUGACCGUUUGGUCUUUCAAAUUUAAAAUUUUGGUCGUCGUGUUUCUUAGCAACAACCUAGCUAUUGGGAUUACUGUGUAUGAUAGCUAAUCUACUUGACCUUUGACUCCAACUCAACAACUGGUGAUUAACCAUUAUUACGCUGAUCCUAAGUAAUAUGGCAUUAAGUGAUCACUUUUGGCAGACACUUCUACUUAUUCUCCUGUUCAACCAAUCGAUAUAUGUUGUAAAAAUAGCUGUGAAAGAAACACUACUUGUCAAAAAGUUUAAUGAACGUGCAUUUCUCUCAGUUGGUCUCUGAUGUAACUCGACCUUCAAGUGGUACUUGUUUAGAUGACAUCUACUGUCUAUACUAACAAAUGUCAGCAUACACCGCAGCACUAGUGGAAAACGGCUAUGCUCUUUCUGAUCAGCUACCAACGUUUGUUGUUCAUAAAUAUUUCAUGAUGUUCUCGCCACAUGGGAAGGUAUAUUUUUUCAAGCGAUCGACCAACAUAUAUGCCCCAACAAAACCAAAACGAAUUGCCAAGACUAAGCAUCCUCAGUGGAUUAAUAGCGACAUCCUUAAUCAGUUAAAGAUUAGAGAUAACCUGCUUUCAAAAGCUAGAAAAUCUGAAACUAAUUCAACCAAUUCAUGGAAACAAUACCGUAUCGCAAGAAAUUUAGCUUCAAACAUGAUCGAAAAAGCUAGCUAAAGAAAUUAUUUCAAAUCUUCCAUUCAAAAUAACAAAAGCAACGUAAAGUCCAUUUGGAAAUUGAUUAAAUCUCUUGGAGGUAAUAAUAAGCCAUCGCGCCUGCCAGAAUACCUCAUUGGUGAAUGCAAUAAAGCGUUAAGGAAUAGUUGUGAAAUAGCCGAAGCUUUCAAUAUUCACUUUACAUCAAUCGCCAGUAAAAUCAAAUCCUCGUUCUCUCCUGUCAAUAACUUUGAUCUAAGUAAGUUAAAACAGUUCGUAAAAUUGAAGUUGUCACCUGACAAAUCUGCGUUCAGCUUACCACCCAUCACAUGUGAGUUUGUUGAAAACUACGUGUUGAAGAUACCAUCUAGUAAAGCAACUGGAGCUGAUGGCAUUAGUGUGAAACUGCUUCAAGCAGGGAUCAAGGAGUUGGCACUAUCAAUAUCUAGCUUAAUCAAUAUGUCUUUCGGACUAGUAGGCUAAUCAAUUUCUCUCAAGAUGGAAAAUGGCUAGAGUCACUGCGCUAUUUAAGGCUGGCGAAAUUUCUGAUCUUAACAACCAUCGACCUAUCUCUAUUUUAUUUCUGCUUUCAAAGAUCAUUGAACGACAUGUACACGACUGUCUGUUUUACUAUGUCACUAUAAAUAAUCUGAUAUACUCCAACCAAUAUACUAAAACCCAUGGCUCAUAUACUCUGUUGCACUUUUCUGUCUUACACCGCAAGACAGUUGCGCUUCGUGGGGACUGUAUACUAGCUAUCAGAACAAUACCAUCGGAAAUAGAACACACACGCGUACUUUAAAACAUAUUUAUAUAAACUAUUCAAACGAUAAAAUAUAUAACAUAACAUAACAAUCCUUCUGGUUUUCUCUCGUGCGUUCAGUCUGACAAUCAACUCGAAGUAUACUAUUUAUGACAUAUGAUACAUUUCUUACGUCAAUCACUAAAUCAACUAUUGUUUGGUCUUCUACGGCGUUACCAGUAGUAUAGUGUUACAAAUUAUUCUACACACUUCCCCCUUUGAGCCUGUAAGGGUCAAACAUGACUUGUGUUCUCCAAUGUGCAUCCAAAGCUGCUGCUCUCCUACUGCGCACACAGCUUUCCACCUUACACUUCUCUCCGUCUUUCCCAUUCAUUUCCGUCUUUCCUUCCUUCCUCACUAAUUUUCGUCCGUCCUUUCUGGUUAUCAUGCCCAUCCACUUCAUUUUCAACUUUAUUAUCCUUUCUUUCUUCCGUACUGCUUCCGUUCUCAUUUAACUCUACAGGAUACAAUUUCUGAACUGGUCUAUUAAGAUAUACUGGAUUUCCUUUAGUCAUCACUCUCACUUUCGCUCCUCGAACCACUUCAUCUUUACCGACAAUUAAACUCUCAAUCCUACCUAACUUCCAAAAUCCUCUCUUAAGGUUCUCGUCAAAUACUAAAACUACAUCUCCCUUCUUCACUUUACUAUCCCUCUUCUCCCUUUUACUUCUAUGAUGCUCUCUCAAAUUUGUCAAGUAUUCUUUUCUCCAUAUCUCGCUCUCCCAAAAGUGAACUCGCAGUUUCGCUAGAUGCCUAAACCUCCGCUUAACCUUUGUUGCAUCAUUCUCUUCACUUUUGCAACUAGUCUCGUCUGGAAAUAAACUCAAUCUACGACCAAAGAUCAAAUGAUUCGGUGUUAGCACAUAGUUUUCAACCUCAUCGUAAAUGUAGGUUAACGGUCUAGAAUUCAACGUGCCUUCAACCUCAAUUAAAGUCGUCAACAGUUCUUCGAAUGUCAACUUGGCAUUCCCCAGCACCGUACGUAAACACCUCUUCACUAAACCAACCAGCCUUUCAAAGAAUCGUCCCCACCAAGGCGCUCUCUCUUAAUUAAACUGCCAUUUCACCCAAUUAUCUUGCAGAUAAGCUCUCACAUUCCCGCUCUCGUACAACUUCUUCACUGCUUUCUUUGCUGCCUUAAAUGUUUUAGCAUUGUCUGAAACAAUAAGCGUCGGUGCCCCUCGCCUGCUUGCAAACAUCCUCAAACAGUUCAAAAACUAGACACACUAAGAUUUCUUACUAAAUCCAAGUGAACUGCCCUCGUGACACAGCACGAGAACAACGCUAUGUACACCUUCACCAUUUCACCAUCUUCCCUUUCAUACAACGGCCCUGCAAGUCAACCCCAACUUUAGCAAAUGGUGGUGACUCCCACACCCUGAAGUCCGGUAAACCUCCCUCAUCAGGUUUUCCAUAAGGCUUACCCUCAAGUCUCUUACAGCCAACACACUUACCGAUGACCUUCUUCACUAUUUGAUGUCCUCGUGGUACCCAAUACUUACCUCUCAAUUCUGCCAGAGUAGCGGUGAGCCCGCAAUGAUGAACUCGUUUAUGGCAUGCGGAUAUAAUCAACUCUGUUUUAGCCAAUGCUCCUUCGGGAGAAUAAUUGGUUCCCUAGCUGCUUCCUCAAAAUCUGAAUUAGAGCGCCUACCUUUGCAUUUAAAAAUUCCAUCUCUAUCAACCAAACCUAACUGCUUUACUAAAUGCUGGAAAUCUUUCUUAUUCCUCAAACUGACUUGAGCAUCCUUGAUCAAUGCACUCUCUGCAUAUCUUAUCUCCUCUACUGUCAAAUUACCUAAAUAAAUUUCCCUAUCUUGUGAUUUUGCCUUUACAUUCUGCACAAAUCUCAUUACCCAAGAUGUUACCCUUAUUAACCCAUUAAGCUUACUAUAUGCCUUAACAUUAAUUACAUUCCCUAAGCUGGCUGAUUCACUAUGAACCUGCACUGUCAUUGUGACCGACUUCUUAACUUCCUUCAAACUAUCUUCUGUUUCUAUAAUCUCUGUAGCAACAGGCCAGUCUACUUGACGACCUAACAACCAAUUGGGACCCUUCCACCAAAGUGCACUCUCCUUCAAUCCGGAUGGGGAUACCCCUCUUGAUCCUAGAUCUGCGGGGUUUUCUAGACCAGGGCAAUGUCCCCACUCUCGCUUUUUACUCAGUCUUAAAAUUUCGUUAACCCUAUGUCUGAUGAAUUGUUUCCACUCGCCCUGGUUAUUGAUCCAGCACAGUGCUGUCUUGCUGUCGAGCCAAUAGUAGGUGUUGCUUAUCUCGACAUCAAUUGAAAGUGCUGAUCUAACUGUAUCCAUCAACCUAGCUAGAAUUAAUCCAGACAUCAGUUCUAACCUAGGAAUAGUUUGUGCGUUAAUUGGUGCUACCCUAGUCUUUGAAGUAAGAAGUUCAACUUGAUAAUUACCACUUAACUCGCAGCCAUAAUACACAACUGCACAAUAGGCUUUCAAAUUAGCAUCACCAAACCCAUGUAAUGAACAUUUGGGUUUUCCAAAUAGAUUUCCAUACACACACCUUGGUAUCAUAAUUUGACUUACAACUUCAAGAUCAUGAACCCAACCUAACCAUUGCUUCAAAUAUUUUCCUUUUAGUUCAGAAUCCAAAUCUACUUUGUCCAAACACAGUGCUUGAAACAACAUCUUAAUACUUACUACCAUUGGGCUAAGAAUUCCCAAUGGAUCAAACAACCAAACUAAUAUUAUACGAAUAUUGCGUUUGGUAACAGGUUGCGAUUUUGUUUUCUCAACUAAACCCUGAAACAAAAACUGAAACUCAUCAGUUGUACAAUUCCAAGCUAGCCCAAGGACUUUCUCUGAUGUGUCAUUUUUGCCUGUCAUGCAAAGGGAUGACUUAGCAAAUGUUUCUUCACAUGCCAAGUUUCCUCUAUCAGGCUUGAUUUCUUCCUUUGAUUGGAUUUUCUCUAAUACAGUUUUACUGUUACUAAGCCAUUUCUUAAGCUUGAACCCCCCAGAAGCUAAAUUGUUACUAGAAGCCUCAUAAUUAUAAUGAUAAUGCAUGCUCAGGGGUUUGUUCUCCAGUUACCAGGUCAUCAACACAAAAGCUGUCCUUCAACUUUCGAGUUAAUUCGGGAUUACCCUUCGAAAAGCGGUCAAGAUGGUGUUGAAGCUAAGUGUGGUAUUCAGUAAAAAUGGUGAACAGUUCACACCAAAAACAACUCUAUAAAGUAUGUACUCUACUGGCUUCACCUCAUCUUCAUGUAUGUUGCCCACUCAAAGAAACCUCAAACAAUCUCUGUCACACGGAUCAAUUUCAAUAUUUAAACUGAAAGCCUUCUCUAUAUCUGCUACAAGCGCUUUUCGCUUUUCUCUAUGUGAUACAACAACGGGGAUAGAGGUGGCCCAACAUGAAAGCAGUAAUUUAAAGAUACACCCUUCUUAGUCUCUUUACUCGAUGCAUCAUACACAACCCUGACCUUAGUGGUCUUUGCAUCUUUACGAACCACAGCAUGAUGUGGUAGAUAAUGGAUAUUAUCAGCUCUCUCUAGCUCUACAACUGGUUCUAUAAUACCUACCUCUAACUGUUCUUUAAUUACUCUGUCAUACUCUUGUAAAACUUCUGGCUCCUUCUGUAAUCUUAAAAGCUGUCCCUUUAAUCUCUGCACACUACAGCUAUAUUAGUUGGCAAUAAACUAUGCCCUUCCUUCCAAGGUAAACUUACACUAUAUCGUUGGCCAUUGAAAUGUAUUGAAUCAUUUAAUAAUUCACUAUCUUCCUCUUCAUGCUUUAUACCUAGCGUUUCAUAAUCCCAUAAUUUUUCAACACAUGCUUCAAGAUACCUAUUCUUUGACGAAGUUACAUGCCCAAUAAGGUUUACACUUACCUGUGCACACGAUGUAGGAUCAUCAUCAUCUUCAGAGCUACUCUUCAGUGGACCUGACAACACCAUCCUAAUUUGGUUUGUACCGCAACAGGUUCAUCACUCUUGCCCCUAACCGUACGCCCUUCUUGAAAUAACCACAAAUAAUCUGCGCCAAUUAGUAACUCUAUUUCUAACACAUCCUUGGUCUUACAAACAUCGGAAAAUCAUAAUCCUUGCAAAUGUGGGUAAUCUUUCUUCCUUGUCUCUACAUGCUCAUUCCUAAUCUGUGAAAUGCUGUCUACUCCAUAAACUUCAAUGUUAACACUCUCUCCCCCCUGUACUGUGGCUACGCCCAAUUCAAACACUUCUCUCAACUUCCCUUCAACUUUCUCCUGUCCGAACGUUCUAUUUUCCACCUAUUCCUUCCUCUUUACUGGCGCUCCUGCCUUCUGAGCUACCUUGCCCUUAACGAAUGACCGUUGACUUCCUGAGUCAAACAUAACCUGCACUCUCACAUUCUCCUUUCCUCCCAUUACCAAAGCCUGCGCUGUCUGCAAUGCUACUCUAUUUGCUGACCCAACGCACGAAUGUGUAGAAUGAACGACGUCAGCGGUUACAGACCCAUUAGCAAAUAGAACUAUGAUGUCGUUUACUGCAUGCAUUACAUUUACUCGUAUUUAAACAAUUACUACUAAUAUGCCCUCUUUUUAAAAAUAUAAAACACCUUCCGUACUUACGAAGUAUGCUGUUUACGCUGGCCAGCAUCCUGAAUUUUCUUACAAUCUUGUGAUUAAUGUUCUUGUAAACAAUAUACGCAUUCUUGGCUUCCCUUCCCUGGUGGUAUGAUUCACAAGAGCAGCCGCCAAUCCAUCUAGAAACUGUGGUUUCCUUCGUUCUUGUUUUGACGUGUUCGUCGUAGAUGAUUUGUGUGCUUCGCGUAAUUCAAUUUCACUCUAGAAGUGCCUUUAAAAUAUCCUGUAUCGUCCAAUUUUGAACGUCUGAUUCACUUGUCCCACGAGUUAUCGUCAAACGAAGGGAUUCUGGCAGCUUGUCGAGUAUUUUCGGAACAACAAUCGUGGCAUACGAACUUUCACCCACUCCCAGGGUUUUCAGACCUCGGCAGUUUGUCUCACAGGUAUGGUACAAUUCCCGUACAUCUCGCUCAUUACAUAUUGGCUUUAUGUUCAUCAACGCUUGAAUAUGGACUCUCUGUAUUGCCGUUUUCUUCCCAUAUCGUGUCGUUAGUAGUUUUAAUGCUUCUUUAUAGUUCGCUGCUGUUAACGUGAACCCUGCGAUAGUUGUCUGCGCGGGACCAACCAGUAGACCUUUCAAAUACGCGAAUUUAUCUACCUCUGAUAGAGCGUCAUUCUGAUUCACAGAGCUAUCAAAGGUGUCCCAAAAUUCUUGUCAAUCUUGAAUUUUCCCAUUAAAUCUUUUCACCUCUAACUUUGGGAGCUUUGCGGGAACAGUCUGUUUGGGUGUAGCGUUCAUACUCAGAUUCGAUGGUGUACCUUGUCCUUGUGGUAGUGACGGCAAGGCUUCGAACAAUGCGUCAUUUGCGUCGAGAAUUAUUUUUUGUAAUUCAGCUCGCGUAUCAUCUGUCUCCUGAAUUUCCUUUUCCAGCUGUUGUUCUGCGUCUCCGGCUUCACUAUUACUUAGUACCUCAACAAUCUCGUUGUCUAAAAGUUUCAAGGCUUCGAGUUUCUCGCUCAGCGUGUCUUUCAGCUGUUUGAGCACAUUCGUGUCCGUCUGAGGCGUUUCACUCGCAUUCGCUAAACAUCCCUUUAUCUUCGUUCCUAUCUUCGUUGCCUAACUCUGUGCGCUGCGCGUCUUCUUCUUUUCUUUGUCAGCUCGUCCAACGGCAUUGUCGUAUCUAUCUAUCUAUCUAUCUAUCUAUCUAUCUCGAUUCUUUCUUUCGUAAUCUAUCCGGUUCGCAUGCGGACCAAGUCCAAGUGUUGCACUUUUCUGUCUUACACCGCAAGACAGUUGCGCUUCGACGGGACUGUAUACUAUCACAACAAUACCAUCGGAUAUAGAACACACACGCGUACUUUAAAACAUAUUUAUUUAAACUACUCAAACGAUAAAAUAUAUAACAUAACAAUCCUUCUGGUUUUCUCUCGUGCGUUCAAGUCUGGCAAUCAACUCGAAGUAUACUAUUUGGUCUCCUACGGCGUUACCAAUAGUAUAAUGUUGCAAAUCAUUCUACACAUACUCCAAUCAAUAUACUAAAACCCAUGGCGAAGGUUGCUUCGAUGCUGUCUCAAAAGUUGAUCAUGUACAUGUUUCUGUUUGCUCUGUUUGCUUAUUUUUAUACCUGGAAAAACUAUAACAGCUUAGAAAAUAGUGUGGUUGGAUUAAAUGAGGGAAUAAGCAUUAUGAAGAUUCAAAUAAAGAGCUAUUAUUCGACCAAGGUGAGAGGUGAUGUCGAAGUUAAUUAUCUAAGUAAGAAACCAUUAAGUACUAAAGUGUGCGAAUGAUUAAAUUACCAAGCCAGUUGAUUAUUUAACGCCUUGCUGCUUUCAAAUGAUGUUGCAGUAAACCCUUGACCUAUGAAUGUGAAAUCAAUAAAGGGAUUAAAGUUUCUCCACUUGAAUAGUAUAUGCAGUUUGAGAAACGAAGUGGACGAGUUAAAACUAAUGUGUGAUGAAUACAAGCCGCAUGUUGUGUAUUUAAAUGAGACUUGGCUCGAUCGAUCUUUUGAUAACAGCGAAAUAGGUAUUCAAGGAUACAACAUAAUACGACAGGACAGGGAUAGAUUUGGUGGUGGUUUGGCAGUUUAGGCUACAUCUUAGAAUAUAUGACUUAUAGGCAGAUUGACUAUGACUUUAAUUUAACGAUAGCGUGCAAUUAGAUGCAAAUUUCGAAGCUAUAUGGAUUGAACUAAUGCCAACCAAGACCAAAACCAUUAAAGCCGGGUUUGUUUACAGGCCAACGGAUUUAGACCCCAAGGUUUUUACGCAGAACAUAUAAUAUAUUCUGUCAAGGUCUGCUGAUUGUCAGCACGAAACUAUCUUGAUGGGUGACUUUAACUUUGACUUACGAGCAGGUACUUUAAAUUCAAUGAAUGCACAAACCAGAAGUUUCUUGAAUACAACUAAAUUGUAUAAUCUGAAACAGAUAAUCGACGAGUGCACAAGAAUUACGGAACAUUCUAGAACACUGAUUGACUUAUUUUUUUACCUCAUGACCAGAAUUAUAUUCUUCAAAAGUUAUUGCUAUAGGAUUUUCUGAUCAUUGUGCAAUACUCUCGGCCAGAAAAUUACAUCAAUUUAAACGAGCACCACCCAAAUAUAUCGAAGCUAGAAACUGUAAAUUAUUCAACAGCGAGUUGUUUAAUCAGGAUUUGAAUCGAAUUCCUUGGAAUAUACUAGAGUUUGAAACUGAUCCUGAUGAUGUGUGGACUUGUUUUAAAGAUUUAAUUUAUUUUUGACUGUGGCAGAUAAACAUGCACCCGUUGUAACGCGUCGUAUACGAGGAGAAUCCCACCCAUGGUUAACAAAUGAAAUAAAUUAUUUGAUACAUCAAAGAGAUUAACGUCAUAAGAAAUUAACGAUAAAAACAGAUAAUAUUUAUCAUUGGAAUAUGUACAAAAGAUUGAGAAAUGCAGUGACCGGUAAAUGAGAAAAGCAAAGAGUUGUUAUUAUGUAAAUGAACUGACAGAAUCGAAGGAUACUAAGGGAGCGUUUCUUUUGUAAAUAUAGCUUUCGAUUUUUAGGAUUCGGAUUUUUUGGAUUCGUUAAACAAAUGGAACGAAUUGUGAGAAUCGGAAUUCGCCUGCCGUUUUCCAGCCAAGUUUUCUGUCCCACUAUACCUUUCGGUCGGGUCAAGGUACAUGCUAGAAGGCCAAAAGCUUAAAAGGAACGUUGAAUCCUAAUCGAGUUUCAGAUUGAAUCCGAAAAAUCCAUAUAUUGAGGUGGAUUCAACAAAUUCGAAUCUAUUUUAAGAUUUUGUUAAAUGAAACUGAAAAUCGAUAAUCGGAUUUGAAGAUCCAAAUCCGGAUUGCACUAAAGGAACGCACCCAAAGAGUAUGUGGAAAGUUUUAAAUAGGAUUCUCCCAAGCAAGAAAAAGAACUAUGAUGGAAAUGCAACAAAUACCAUGCAUUUACAAUGGAAAUAUUUAAUCAGUUCUUUACUUCAAUAGUAAAUCAGCUAUGCAAUUUCAGAGUUUCUCUCCCAAGGGUGAUGAGCCCAAGGGUUACGGAAAAUUUCUCACUAAGUAAUGAGGCUGUAUCCUAUGUGUAUUCUGAACUUGUAAAGAUCUCUCCAAAUAAAGCUACAGGUUUGGAUAAUAUCCCAUCGCGACUGCUGACAGAAUCAGCUAAACGAUUGCAGAACAUUAACAUAUCUCAUUAACCUAAUCCUGCAAAGAGUGCACGGAAACAAGCCAAGGUCAUCCCCGUGCACAAAUCAGGAAAACGCGAUAAUCUAAACAAUUAUCGCCCAAUAUCAGUGCCUCCAGUCCUAUCGAAGAUAAUGGAAAGAGCAGUUCAAAUUCCACUAGUCAAUUUUCUUAUAAAUUAAAAUAGUGUGUUAUCCCAAUUUCAAUCUGGCUUUCGAAAGAAGUACUCGACGGAAACGGCAAUAGUUUAUUUAUCUGAUAGAAUUAUAGAACAUAUGGACAGGCAGCGUUCGUGUGGGGCUUGCUUUCAUUGACCUCAAGAAGGCCUUUGAUUUGGUAGACCACAAAUACUUACUACAUAAACUUGAACAUUAUGGAGUAAGGGGUAAUUCAUUAAAGUGGUUUAAAGAUUACAUCACUACUAGAACGCAAAGGGUUAAGUAUGACAACAAAUUAUCUGGUGGAACUGAAAUCAAUUAUGGUGUUCCACAAGGUUCUAUUUUGGACCUCUUUUGCUUUGUAUUACACAUUAACGAUCUACCAGAAUGCAUAACAAAGUUUGACAUACAUUUGUAUGCGAAUGAUGCCGUAAUUUAUUACGCAGACACGACUGCAAGGGAAGUAGAAAUAACACUGCAGAACGACAUAGAUAAAGUUUCGGAUUGGUUGGAAGAAAAUAAACUACUGCUAAAUCAAAAGAAAACGAAGGUGAUAUUGUUUGGUACGAAACCAAAACUUAAUAAAGUUAUAAACGUUUAGUAUCCUGCACAAGGGACAAGAAAUUGAGCGUGUCGUAAAGUUUAAAUAUCUGGGUAUCAUCUUCGAUCAAUGUAUGACAUGGAGGAGAGCACGUGGAAUCAGCUGGAAGGGAAGUAAUGAAACGAUUAGGAUUGUUAUCUCGAAUUAGAAACUCUCUAACACUUCGGGCAGCAAAAUGUGUCUAUAACACUAUCAUACAACCAAUAUUUGACUAUGCUGAAAUAAGUUGGGGAGCGAUGUUACAAACGUGCAAUACUGAAAUGCAAAGACUUCAAAAUAGAGCGGCAUGUAUUGUUGUUAAAAGUAAUCGAACAGAAAAUUGCUUCCCUUCGCUCAAGUGGCUCCAUCUUUCGACAAGGAGAAAAGUUCAUAGCUGUAUUUUAAUUUUUAAAAUUCUAAAUGGUAUUGCACCAACUUAUCUUGAUAAUUAUUUUGUCAAAAACGAUAAUAUUCAUAAUUUCAAUACAAGACGUAAGGAAAAUUUUGUAUUACCCAGAGUAAAUAGGGAACUUGGUAAGAAAACGGUUAGGUUUCAAGGGGCAAAAGACUAUAAUGAGCUACCAACUAAAAUUAAGAAAUCUCUAACUUUAGCUAGUUUUAAAAGUAGAAUUAAACAACAUUCUAUAUCUGAACUGUAAAUAUGUUGGAAUUAAUUUGGAUUAGACAUAGGAUUGCAUAAUUUGUGUACUUAUAGCUAAUAAUAUGCAGGGCCCCUAUGGAUACCAGCUUAACAGCUGAAUGGGCUACUCUGCUUAAAUGAAGUCACAACAACAACAACAACAACAACAACAACAACAACAACAACAACAACAACAACAACAACAACAACAACAACAACAACAACAACAACAACAACAACAACAACAACAACAACAACAACAACAACAACAACAAAGAUCAAUCCGGAUUUCGAAGCGAAUUUGACACAGAAACUGCUGUUGCAUUUAUCGUUGACUCUCUUUUACUCAACCUGGAUAAAAAUCUCAUUAAUGGCUUUGAUAUGGUUGAUCACUGUAUCCUGCUUGACAAACUUGGAGUACACCAUCUUGAUCAGAGCUCGCUUGAUUGGUUUAAAUCCUAUCUAUAUCAGACCGUAAACAAUAUGUUAACUUCAAAGGCCAGUCAGCUGCUGUAGUAUUUGUAGGAUGCGAUAAGUUAAUAAUUAACUUCUAAGCAUGUAAAAAACGUUGAUUGACAUUUGUAAUAAAUCAUUAUUCAGUCUAUUCUACAAUGUCGACGAGGAUGUAAAAAUAAACAGCGUGAAAAAUAUAACAGAAAACUAGAAUGGCGGCACAAAACAUAUAGCCUAUGCCUGCUUUUGAACCAAGGAGUGAUCCUACAAGUACAAGUACAAGUGCGAGAUGGACACGGUGGCUGGAGACAUUCAACACAUAUUUACUUGCAGCAGAUAUUAAUGACGAUGCGAGAAAGCGAGCUUUAUUAUUGUAUCAGGCGGGGUCCGAAGUACACGAAUUUUUCAAGACUCUAUAAGAGGGCGAAACCAAAGAUUUUAAGUCAGCAGUGAAAGCGUUGACGGAGUAUUUUGAACCAGAGAAAAACGUGAUAUAUCGCACCUAUGUUUUUAGACAAGCGACGCAAGGAAAAGAGGAAUCAAUCUACGAAUUUCAUACGCGUUUACGAGGCUUGGCAAAAAACUGCGAAUUUACAAACAUAGAUUUUGAAAUUAAGAUGCAGAUUGUAAGUUGUAAGCCACAAAUUGACAUUUGACUAUGAGUAUUGCAUGGUCAUUUUCUUGUGAAAUAUCAGUGCUAGACAUUUCACACUUACCAAUGGCCACCCCUAAAAACACCAUCUCUCAACCAUAUAAGCACCUCAGAAUAGCCAAACCUUGUAUGGUUUGGUAGAUAGCACUAUGGCGAAAGCGUCGUUUUUGGGUGUGGUCGGUUUCGGACGUUUCGUCCCGGAUUGGGGUUCGGGCAGCGUUACCAUGUUGACCGUCAUGGUCAACUUACCCUAAAACAGUUGAGAUUAUCUGUCCUAAAUGAAAUGCAUACAAACUCAUAUACAGGUCCUAGACUAUAAAGUACUCGAUUAAAAGUUUCAAUAAUUAAAAAAUUGAACAUUUGGUUCCAAAUUUUUUUUAAAAAGAAUUUUGAAGAAAAUUGAAGAGUGUCGGCACUAGCUUAGGUUCUAAGCUUUUUAGAAAUAUAUAAUUCAUUUGGACAAAGUUGGGGAUAUAAGACAGAGUGACGUGACGCGCCGUUGCGCGCGAAGGCGCAAGCCAAAGGGCUCCGCAUUUAAUACAGAUUUAUUUCCGCUGUAUUUGCGAGAUCUGGACGCAAAAUUACACUUAAUUCAAGAUAAAGUGAAGAUUUACCUGUAUAAAGUUAAGAGCUGUUAAUCAGGUACAUGAUAAAGUAUAUUUUUGCGAAUAUAAAUUGUUUUAAAUUACAAUUUGUGAGAAAGUUUUGUUGAAACAGUUUAAAUUGAUCACAUCACGCAAGGAAACGACGCACGUAAGGUGCAUGCGACAUCACUUACGUCAGCGCGAGAACGUUUUCAUUCUAAUCUGUACGUGCAAGCUCAAUUAGAAUCCACUAACUUUGAAAAUUGGAAAUCUUGCGGGUUAUUACAUUUAUUUGAAUAUUUUCAACGUUAUGAAGAAUUAUCGAAGAUUUGCGUGUAUUUUCAACUAUAUAAGAGACGGUGUAAAAUGCUUCAUGCUUUGUGUGUUCAUUCUUUGGUUGUGUUCUAAAUCAAAACCUUAUAAUCCUCCUCGCAGAAAUGCUAAAGACAUAGUUAUCAACUCAGAACUUGCAGUUCUACCGGAAAAAAUAUGUAUAAUUUGGACUGCUGCUCGUGAUCUCAAGCAAAGGAAGUUUUACUAUCCGCUGAACUACCGUUACGGGCUAAAUCUUCAAGUGAAUCAAAAGCUAUCUCACGUUGUCUUAUUAAUUUUGCUCGCUGGUGAUGUAGCAACUAAUCCUGGCCCAGCGUAUUAUUCAGCUUCAACGAACAGUGCUUCAAGAAAGCAAGUUAAGUGCUCAAGACCUGUCUAUAAUGGAAACAUCCGAAGAAAAACCGUUAAACGUAAACCGUUAGAAAACUCGAUGUACUUUCUUCUUGGAUCAAGAUUGUUUAUAAACACUUCUGUUGCUAUCAAUCUUCUACGUUUAUCUGGUGAUAUUGAAAGUAAUCCUGUUCCUGUGUUUGAAAUCCCUGGUUGUUUAAAGUAAGUCAUCUUAAUGUACGAAGUUUACUUCCAAAGAUUGAUUUGAUACGCUUGUUUAUCAGCAAGAAUCCAUUUGACGUUUUUACCCUUUCUGAAACUUGGCUUAAACCUUCAAUCACUAAUGCUGAAAUCAACAUACCUAACUAUCUAAUCACUCGUCAAGAUCGGAAAGAUAAAGCUGGUGGUGGGACAGCUAUUUAUGUUAGGGAAGGUUUACCUUACCGAACUCCAAAUGACUUAUGCAGUGAAUCUAUCGAAACAUGUUGGAUUGAAAUUAUACGACCUCGUACGAAAUCAAUGUUUGUUUGUUCAGUCUAUAGACCACCUGAAUUUCCACUAAAUCAUUUUAUUGAGGAGUUAAACCAAAAUAUUGUCAAAAUUCCGGAUAACGCAGAAAUUAUAUUAUUGGGUGAUUUCAAUGUCGACUACAAACAACGCUCAGCGGUCAGAUCACGCAUGCAAAUACUAGCGCGUGCUCAUUCACUCGAAUAGAUCAUUGCGUCACCAACAAGGAUCACUGAAAACACGCAAUCAAUGAUAGAUUUAAUCUUCGUAAACAAUCAGCCACGCGUUGUUUCAAGCAGAAUUUACCCGUUAUCGAUCAGUGAUCAUUCACUUAUUUAUUGCUCGAUUAAAGCAGGAGUCCAAAAAUCAGGCGGAUGUCAUCGAGACAUUAAUUACCGUUGUUGUAAGCAUUACGACAAAAGCACUUUUGUUGAUGAUUUAGAAAAAUCUGAUUCGACUUUCGUGGAUUCGUUAGACGACAUUAAUGAAAUCGUAAAUAAAUGGUGCGACACAUUUUCUGAAUCAGCCAAUAGACAUGCCCCAAUUAAAACCAAAAGAGUAAAAACGACUGUGAAAGCGCCAUGGAUGACUUCUGAACUUCUUGAACUUAUGCGUGAACGUGAUUUCCAUUUAAAACAUGGCCAAAAAUCUAACUCCGACAACCACUGGAACACCUACCGCGAACUGAGAAAUUCCAUAAACCAACAAGUUAAGAUAUGUAAAUCCAACUACUACCAAAAUCUCAUCACUAAUAAUAAAGAUAAUCCUGGUGAACUUUGGAAAACCAUCAACGAACCACGAUCUAUAGCAACAAUCAUGAACGACUAUUUCACGUCUAUAGGGUCUAAACUUGCGAAUAAAAUAAAUUAUCAAUUCAAACCAAAGUUACGUGCGUCUACCACUACCUUUCCCCAUUCAUUCCAGUUCGAAGAAGUCGACGAAUUAAUUGUGUUUCAGGAACUGAGCAAACUAAAAACCAACAAGGCUACUGGCCUAGAUGGGAUUAGUGCUAAACUGCUUAAAGUCACCGUUUGCGUUAUUGCACCAACUCUCACAAAGAUCUUUAAUCUCUCGCUACGCUGUGGUUCAUUUCCCGACAUCUGGAAGAAAGGUAAAGUUACCCCCAUUUACAAAUCUGGCGAUCCAACUUCAUCGAACAACUAUAGACCAAUCACCAUUCUACCGACUUUGAACAAAUUAUUAGAACGUAUAGUCAACCGUCAAAUUUACAAUUAUCUACAAGAGCAUAAGUUAUUGGCUUCUGAACAAUUCGGUUUUCGCCCCAAACUCUCCACCACUGUUGCCCUUGCUCACUUUACUGAACAAGUGCUCGUUAACCUCGAUAACAAAAAGAUUACGGGCGCCGUUUCCAUUGACCUACGAAAAACAUUCGACACGGUAGAUCACAUUCUUGCAGGAAAAAUUAAAAUCGAUUGGAAUCUCUACCUCUGUUCUUGUAUGGUUUACAUCAUAUCUAUCGAAUCGCACUCAAGUAACAACCAUCAACAAUUCAAUGUCCACUCCUAGUUACUGUUGGUGUUCCGCAGGGAAGUAUUCUCGGACCUUUUCUCUUCCUAAUUUACAUUAAUGACCUACCUGAAUGCCUCAAACAUUGCAAGUCGAUACUCUAUGCUGAUGACAGCCUAGACUUAGGCCUUCUAGUCUUAUUUAUAUUUUUUCAUAUUCAGCGCUUUUUCACAUGAAAAUACUGGGACUAGGUGAUUUGGGGGCGGGGCGGAGGAACCAAGCCUAGAAGGCCUAGUGGAUUUCCCAACAACAAGGCCAAAACUGCCCUGAAACUGCCCUGGUUGCGAAAUGCCCAAUUAUUGCGUUCUCAAACAGAAUUAUUUGCAACUUAACGGCGAAUUUAAACCGAUACAGGUAAAAUAAACUCAUUUAUAGUAUAAACUUACUAUUUUUAUUUGUACACACGUCUAGAAAAUCGGGGUUUUUAUCAUAAAGUUCGAAGCAACACUAUUAUUUAAUAUAUUGACAUUUUAUACUUGACAAGGUGUAGCGAAAGCACAAAAUGAGUCAAAAUAUAUACCAAAAGUAGAAUCUUUCAUGAAAUUUUGUCUUAUCACACAACUACAUUAAUAUAUAUUUUCUCAAUUUUGGCAAGAAGCAGUCUUGUGUUUGUAAAAUAUACAAACACAUAUGCAAUUAUAAUUUAUUAAAUAAAACGGACACAUAUAUUAUUAGCCCGUACAGUACUGUAUAUAAAAACGUACAUUGUUUACAAAUGGUAUAUCCGUAAUAUUUGAACAAUAAUUUCAAAUUCCUCAUUCCCAAAUAUAGUUAUUCAAAGCAAAACAGUAGAUUGUCUUGCGAAUAAAAGAAUUAUUAGUUUGUGCUUUCGCUUCACCUUGUCAACAUAAUAAUAGUGUUGCUUCAAACUUUAUGAUAAAAACCCGAUUUUCUAGACGUGUAUACAAAUAAAAAUAGUAAGUUUUACUCUAAAUGAGUUUAUUUUACCUGUAUCGGUUUAAAUUCGCUGUUAAGUCGCAAAUAAUUCUGUUUGAGAACGCAACAACUGGGCAUUUCGCAAUCAGGGCAAUUUCAGGGCAGUUUUGGCCUUGUUGUUGGGAAAUCCACUAGACCUUCUAUUUUUUCGCUUGCGUCUGGCUUGUAUCCUUCCUCCGCCCCGCCCCCAAAUCACCUAGUCCCAGUCUUUUCAUGCGAAAAAGCGCUGAAUAUUAAAAAAAUAUCAAUAAAAAUAGAAGGCCUAGGUCUAGGCUGUGCUGAUGAUACACUUCUAUGUUAUUCUACGUUUACGGUUUACAAAAAUGUUUAAUAUUUCAAAAUGAAUAUAAUAAAGUGGAAAUUGAACUUCAUGUCGUGGAAUUUUGGACGGAAAUCAAACUUGGGAAUACAAAUCGCUUCGCGGUCGUGCGAUUUUGUAAUUACGCGUUUUGAUUUCAGUCCAAAUUGCACUCCACUCAGUUCAAUAACCAUUAUAACUGACAUAAAUUAGUUAGUCCCAUCGUAUCCGUACAGGAUGUCUAUACGUGUGCAGACACAAUAAUAGUAGUUUAGCCAAUAAACAAAAGUGAAGUGCUCACUGCAACAUGAAAACAUUUAUUGCCUUACUGUAAUUAAACAUUUAUUGCCUCGCAAGUUUAUAUAAACUACGAAUUACCAAGAUUGUGUUAAAACAAACAAUGUAAAAUGGAAGAAAUGAAUACACAACAGGAAACAGGAUAUGCUGCUGAAACCGUUUAAUGGGUUCGUUAAAUUUUAAACUCAUUUACACUAUAGAGACUUGUCAUGAAGUAAAAAUGGUGUAUAAAUCUUGUUGAUUUUUCUUUCGUCGCCAUAUAACAACACUAACUAUAUUGAGACUCUCGGGAAAACAAAACAAACUAUUUCUUUCGGGAACAGAGAUUAAGUGCAUAAUAUUAUUGAUCAAUCUGUAUAGAUGUAGAUGAAUGUUCCGAAAUUUGGACAACUGCGCCAGCCGGGGUUCUCAAUGUAUCAACACUAUUGGGAGUUUUUCGUGCAGAUGCAACAAUGGUUAUACCGGAAAUGGCAUGACUUGCACUGGUAAGGUGAUCCAAUCUUGUAACUCAAUGCUGCAAUGACUUCGUGCUCUAUUCUUCACUUCUUGUGUUUCUUUUUAGACAUCAAUGAAUGUACCCUAUCUAUUGACAACUGUCCCCAAAACAGAAGAUGCAUCAACACUGUUGGAUCGUUUCGUUGCAAUUGUGAUAGUGGAUAUUCCUGGAAUAGGACGGUUUGCGAAGGUACAAUAUUACAAUAUACAAUCUAAAGCCCCGUUUACACUACGCUCAAUUUUUGGUACGGUACGGAUAAAAUUGGUACCCGUACAACUUUUUUGGUUCUUGGUUUUGGAUUUCUGGGUUUCUUUUAGAUUUUGAGGCUUUUGAUUUUUAAAUUUUAGAUUUUAUUCUAUUCAAAGAUAGUAAGUUGGAAAUAUUGCGGCAAUCAGUACACUGUACUUAUAGUAUUAAAGUAUACUGCCGUAUAUUCAUCGUCAUUAAAAUAGACAUUUAGUCCAGUAACUGAAUAGAAUAAAUAUUGAAUACGAAUUACAAAAUAGUGAUUUAGACUAUUAGUGUUGUUACACAGAGCUAUUAGAUGUAUAACUGACCGCAAACUGUAGUGUGUACGAUAAUAUAUAAUUAUUUGUUACCCCCGUAAUACUAAAGCACCAGAUCGGUUUUCUUUUACGAGAUCUAUAUCAAGGCCUAUUGUACCCUAUUGUAUUAGAUGCAGCUGCAUGCAUGCAGCAAAGUGUAGUGUAUACGAUAUUAUAAUAUAAGUGGGAUAUAUAUAACAGGCAAUUUGAUUGGCUAAAGCGCGUGCAUUGUGACGCAAUAAUGCACUGUGUUCCGUGGCACUGCCUUGCUCUUUCCGUGUUUUUCGUGCCCUGAACCAUCACAUCACACUGUGGGACAUCUGAAAAACAAAUCUACGUGUAAAAACAGUGUAAAAAUUAACCCGCUUGGCAUUUGUUUUUGUUUCGAAAAGAAAAAACGUGCAAAAUAGUCUGAACAAAGAAACAGCGUGCAAACUGG
This is a messenger RNA of Paramuricea clavata, 20329 nucleotides long. The record is from the annotation of a GenBank genome assembly. Lineage: Eukaryota; Metazoa; Cnidaria; Anthozoa; Malacalcyonacea; Plexauridae.